Molecule: messenger RNA, 1877 nt
Organism: Opisthocomus hoazin
Lineage: Eukaryota; Metazoa; Chordata; Aves; Opisthocomiformes; Opisthocomidae
Source: RefSeq, a predicted model, not a curated record
AUGGAGGAAGCAACAAGACCUGUACAUGUCCGGAUGACUGCAGAGGAGGGGGUCAUAGUUAAAGAAGGCACGCAAGUUAGAGGGACCCAGGCUGCACCUUUCGCUUUCUGUGUCAGUGGCUGGUGGGAAAGAAAAAGUAGACGCCAUUCUAUACAGCGCGUGCUGUACUAUGCACACUUGCAAGGAGAUAUUUGCCUUAGAAAACAAAAAAAAGGCAUUGGAUUGUACUGUUUUUUCCACCUUCAUUAUUUGCUUCUGCCUAGUAUUGCAGAAGUUCUUUUAGGUAUUGGAGUCGGCAUGCUGGUACGGGAAUAUGGCAAACUGUCUAACCUGGAUAAAUUCUACUUUUCCUUUCCUGGGGAAGUGUUGAUGAGAAUGCUCAAACUCAUCAUUCUGCCAUUAAUCAUAUCAAGUAUGAUCACAGGUGUUGCUGCUUUGGAUUCCAGCGUUUCUGGGAAGAUUGGUUUGCGAGCCGUCAUAUAUUAUUUCUGCACUACAGUCAUUGCUGUAAUACUAGGGAUUGUCUUAGUUGUGACCAUUAAACCCGGAGUGCCUCAAACAGCAAACGAGAUCGACAGAGUGGGCAGUACUCCAGAAGUCAGUACUGUUGAUGCCAUGCUGGAUCUGAUCAGGAAUAUGUUCCCAGAAAACCUUGUCCAGGCUUGUUUUCAACAGUAUAAAACUAAGCGUGAAGAAGUUGAAGCUACAACUGAUGUGGAUAAAAAUAGCUCCACGUUUACAGAAGAACCUGUUACAACUGCUGCGACAGCAGAGGCUUCAGAGAAUAAAACCCAAGAAUACAAAGUUGUGGGCAUGUAUUCUGAUGGCAUCAAUGUGCUGGGGUUGAUCGUCUUUUGUCUUGUUUUUGGAGUGGUUAUUGGGAAAAUGGGAGAGAAAGGACAAGUACUGGUGGAUUUUUUCAAUGCACUGAACGAAGCUACAAUGAGAAUAGUUCAGAUAAUUAUGUGGUAUAUGCCAAUUGGUAUCGUAUUUUUAAUUGCUGGGAAGAUAAUAGAAGUUGAGGACUGGGAAAUCUUUCGUAAACUGGGUCUUUAUAUGGCCACAGUACUAAGUGGACUUGCAAUCCAUUCCACUAUAAUUCUGCCACUGAUCUACUUAAUAAUAGUAAGGAAAAAUCCUUUUCGGUUUGCCAUGGGGAUGGCUCAGGCACUUCUGACGGCCCUCAUGAUUUCUUCCAGUUCGGCAACUUUGCCUGUCACCUUCCGCUGUGCGGAAGAAAAAAACUGCAUCGACAAAAGAAUUACCAGGUUCGUUCUUCCAGUUGGAGCUACCAUCAACAUGGACGGCACAGCUCUUUACGAAGCAGUAGCGGCUGUAUUUAUUGCACAACUCAAUGACUUAGAACUGGAUAUUGGCCAGAUAGUUACCAUUAGUGUCACAGCUACAGCAGCCAGCAUCGGUGCUGCAGGCGUCCCCCAAGCCGGACUUGUCACCAUGGUGAUUGUACUGAGUGCCGUCGGCCUGCCUGCCGAAGAUGUUACUCUCAUCAUUGCAGUUGACUGGCUUCUGGAUCGAUUCAGAACAAUGGUGAAUGUCUUGGGAGAUGCCUUUGGUACAGGGAUAGUGGAGAAGCUCUCUAAAAAGGAGCUGGAGCAGAUGGAUGUCACCUCUGAAGUCAACAUAGUCAAUCCUUUUGCCAUGGAAACAACAGUACUUGAUAAUGAUGAAACAGAGACCAAGAAAUCGUACGUCAAUGGAGGCUUUGCUGUAGAUAAGUCUGACACCAUAUCCUUCACGCAGACAUCCCAGUUCUAGAGACAGUAGCUUUCAGGUAAAACAGGAGCACUAAAGGACAUGGCCAUAUGCAAUAUCUCAAAAAGCUUAAAGGAUGAUUGAUAAUGAAUUAAAACUCACAU